This is a messenger RNA of Exophiala viscosa, 1357 nucleotides long. RefSeq names its product F-actin-capping protein subunit beta. Gene Ontology annotation, molecular function: actin filament binding. Gene Ontology annotation, cellular component: actin cortical patch; F-actin capping protein complex; cytoplasm. The record is from RefSeq and is a predicted model, not a curated record. Lineage: Eukaryota; Fungi; Ascomycota; Eurotiomycetes; Chaetothyriales; Herpotrichiellaceae. Gene Ontology annotation, biological process: cell morphogenesis; actin cytoskeleton organization; barbed-end actin filament capping. The transcript has 2 exons. The coding region runs from base 141 to 962 and encodes 273 amino acids.
GCCAAUGCUGCAACUGUUUCCAUGCCGUAUCGUCAUGAGAGAGUGUUCAGGAGUGUCGUUGAAUGAUCCUUGAACGUAUACAAUCGGCUAGAGUCACACAAUAAGAGACUGCUGUCACCGUCCGCGUUGCUAUACACGCCAUGGCCAACGAGGUCCAGUUCGAUGCAGCUUUGGACCUGCUGCGGCGACUGUCACCACUCAAAGUCUCUGAAAAUCUCACUGCCAUCACCACUCUCGUUCCUGAUCUCACCGAAGACCUGUUAUCCUCUGUCGACCAGCCCCUAAAUUCGGCACGUUGCAAGAAGACAGGCAGAGACUACCUGCUGUGUGACUACAAUCGAGACGGAGACUCUUAUCGAAGUCCUUGGAGCAAUGAGUUCGAACCACCUCUGGACGAUGCCACAUAUCCGAGCGAUCGCGUGAGGAAGAUGGAGGUCGAGGCCAACACAGCCUUCGACGUCUACAGACAGAUGUACUACGAAGGUGGCACCGGAAGUGUCUAUCUCUGGGAUCUUGAUGAUGGGUUUGCCGGAGUGGUGUUAUUGAAAAAGAAUGUCGCACAAGAAGCCGGCUGGGAUAGCAUCCACGUCUUCGAGGUCGACGAACGAAGAGGCAGCGGAAGAACCUGUCAUUAUAAGCUGACGAGCACUGUUAUACUUCAUCUGGGACGAGAAAGUGAAGGCGUGGGCUCCUUGACCCUGGCAGGCAGCAUGACCAGACAGGUCGAGGCUGACCUGGUAGUGGAAAAUGUUGGCGGACAAGGCAAGGACGGAGGCCAUGUCUGCAACGCUGGGCGACUUAUUGAAGACAUGGAGGGCAAGAUGAGAAACAUGCUUCAAGAAGUUUAUUUCGGCAAGGCGAAAGAUGUGGUGGGCGAUCUACGCAGUGUGGCAUCAUUGACUGGGGUCAACCGAGAUCGACAAGCUCAGAGAGACGUGAUAUCAAGCAUGGGCGGCAAAUGAACUUUACGACUGACGAUGCUGUGAAGGGCGUCAAGGAGAAGAAAGGAGCCUCAUGAUAGCCAGCUCGGUGUGGCCGACUAUCUGAGGACGGCCAGCCACAUUGUGCAGAGCAACGAAGAUGAUGAAUGCGGUUCGGGUGCCGUGUGCCAGUCUGGUACUAUGGUGGAUGCUGGACGUGUGAGAGCCUGUGUCUUGGUCGACAGAAAGAACGCGAGCAGUUGGCCAGAUGCUCAAUCGUGUUCCCGAGUAAUGCGUCACUGGCAGCUCCUACCACAUAGAUGUUGUUUACGACAGAUGAAUGCUACAGCCUGCCAGCAUGGUGGGGUUUGGAGCAAGUCCUUGUCAGCAACUUCCGUAAAUGCACUAAACUUCUCCUUCUUUCUUUCCCCAGAAAU